GUAUAUAUCGCAAACAACGAACGUGCGCAAAGGAGAAAACUUAUCGCUCGAGCGGCGCGCGGGGAACACUAAAACGAGAAACCUCCGAAAAACGCCGUAAAUCCUCGAACGACUCGUAAUCGAAUAACGCACUGGUACACGCGACGCUACAGCACCUGCAUAUAAAAGGAAACGAUCUCUCUCCUCGCGCGCGCGCGCAGGUUAAAAAGGGCUCGCGGACAUAAAAUAAAACCUCGAGCGUAUCGAGAGAGAUCGACGAGGGUGAUUCUCGGAACGGCGCAGCCGGAUAAGGUUUUAAGAGAGGCGAGUCGCCACGCCGGAAACAAGCGCGCCGAACGUUGACUUUGCUUCGCCCUUUUUUUUCCCCGUUGGCCGCUACAACUGCGUUGGCGGCGGUCUUUUUGCGAGCUUGCGAGAACGAAGCUUUGUGCGCUCGGCGGCGGCUUCGAGCGGUGCUUUUUGUCCGAUGAAAAAGCUUUCGGUGAGCGCGCGCGCGCAGUUUUUUUCAUCGCAAUUAAUUUAAAAAAACGACGACGUCUCGAAAAAAAGGUGCAAACAUUCCCUGGGCAAGCGAUAUCUCACGUCAGUCAGGCGGCUGGCUGACCCCCUUUGUAUCUCGCGUUUCCUCGAGCGGCUUGCUUCGCCUCGUUUUUUUCUCAGCUCGCAAGACGCCCGCUUCAUUUUUCAUCUCUCCCGCUUGCUAACGUGGCCGGCUCUCGCCGUAAAUUUUCAUCGCCGUCUCGCAAAUAAAAUUCUCUUGAUUUUUCUCGAGACUCGAGCAUUUUUCGCGUUGAUUUCGGCAGCCGUUGCGACUUUGGCCGGUUUAAAAUAGAGCCACAAUUGCGCGAGUACACACUUCCUCAAAAUUUCUCCUCCACAAGAGUAGCUACGUGCGCGCGAGCAGCUGAUAUCCUACAUCAAACUAUGUAUUCGGCUCAAGGAUGAGGGAGAGAGAAGACUUUUUUAGAGCACGCGUGCGCGUGAGCCCCGCUAUAAUUUUUAUCAUUUCAGAGAUUCACAUAUAUAUACAGCGAGUGCAAAGCGUGUGGGAGCGGCACACUGCGGGUCUCGCUUUUACGCGUGCGUACGCGACUUGUAUUCCCGUCAUGAAGUGCCUGUGGCUCGCGUUGUUCGCUGUCGCUUGUGGAAACUGUUUUAGCCAGCAAAUCGAUAAGUACAACAAGUCACGAGUCGUCGGCGGCAGCUACAUCUCGAUCAAGGAGGCGCCUCACCAGGCCCAGAUCAUUUCGGAAGACGACACGGUGUGCGGUGCCAGCAUAAUCUCCGAGUACUGGCUCGUCUCUGCUGCCCACUGCUUCGUGGGAAACCAGGAAGAGCUGACGAUCACCACCGGCUCGUCCUACAGCUUCUCCGGAGAGAGACACGAGAUCGAGAAGUUCAUCGUUCACCCAAAGUACAGCUGGCACAAUCACAACGACCACGACAUAUCUCUCAUAAAGGUUAAACGACCCAUCGAAUUCAACGAGCGUCAACGGCCCAUUUCCUUGGCCAGCGAGCCGCCCAGGGUCGGCGAUAGGAUGAAGAUAUCCGGCUACGGAUGGGAGAGCCUGCGCAAAAAACGCAAACUUCGCCAGCAACUGCGUCGGCUGAAGUCGGUGGAGCUGAAAGUGGUGAAUCAGAAAACCUGCGCCCGACGUUACACGGAGAUCUACGCGGUGGUCACGGCCAACUCGUUCUGCGCACGAGGUGGUAGCGAGUUCGGCGCCUGCACCGCCGACUCGGGAGGUCCGGGCAUCAUCAACGGUAAACUCGCCGGUAUCGUCUCCGCCGGCUACGAGUGCAACACCUCCUACUAUCCCGGAAUCUUCACGAGGGUUGACCUGUACCGGAAGUGGAUCGAGAAGGAGACCGGAAGUCGGAUGCUGUGAAAUUCGCCAAAGUUUUUGUGUUAUUCAGCGAUGAACAAAAUCAAGUAGAGUAUAGUUAGUUGUAUGCUGUAGUUUUGUAAUUAAUUAGGUCGUAACAUCAAUUCAAACGACGUCUUUUUUACGGGGGUACGGGAGCAGUAAUUAGCCGCCCGGCAUAUAAUCGACAAAGUUAUCUCUCGAGCUUCUCGACUAGAUCUCCAUAGAUAAUGAUAGCAGGUUUAAUCGAGGUAUGAAUUUGAAAUUUUAAUUCCGGCCUUGAGCGGCUAAAUGAAACUUCCCGCACACAUGCUUCGAAUAGCUGAAACGCCAUGCAGCGUUACUUUUUGGCCAAUACGCGUGAUGUAUGCUGAUUGGCCUGUUAACGAAGAUUUACAUCGGAUUUGAAUUGAGAGGUUCCGACUUUUUUUCCCGAUAUUACUUUUCUCUGGCACUGAUAAGUCUCGACUAUUAAACGUACAUGCAUGUACUUAUGAACGCAAGGCGUCGUUAAGCUCGGACGUAUGUGUGCGUGCGAGUAAAUAAUGUAACGGCUGCAUAAAUUUGCAUGACGAUACAGCGAGAGCGCACGAAAAUGUAUACAAACUUGUGAUACACGUUUACGUAUUAAACGAACCUGUUGGAUUAUGUUAUA
Molecule: messenger RNA, 2520 nt
Organism: Nasonia vitripennis (jewel wasp)
Lineage: Eukaryota; Metazoa; Arthropoda; Insecta; Hymenoptera; Pteromalidae
Product: mite allergen Der p 3-like
Exons: 6
Coding region: 942-1889 (315 amino acids)
Biological process (GO): proteolysis
Molecular function (GO): serine-type endopeptidase activity
Source: RefSeq, a predicted model, not a curated record